Messenger RNA from Arctia plantaginis, 234 nucleotides. NCBI's taxonomy places the organism in Eukaryota, Metazoa, Arthropoda, Insecta, Lepidoptera, Erebidae. The record is from the annotation of a GenBank genome assembly.
AUGUACACCAUCAACACCAUGUGUACGGAGUUCGAAACUGAUGUUGUGUCCCUCACUGAAGAAAAACGUGAUAUUCGCAGGGCUAAACGAAAAGAUCGGACACCACAUGAAUCGGGGAGCAAGAACGCGAAGAAAAUGAAGGAAACAGGACCCACCCUACUCGCUGAAAAUACAACACAAUUACCCGACAAGAAGAUAUUAGAGUGGCAGACAGUCAAAUCCAAAAAAGAGUAG